AUGAAAGGUGAUCUUAAUCGAGCACUUCGAUUCGGUGACAAAGCUCUCGAACUUUGUCAACAAGUUAGUGAAUAUGAGAAUGUGAUGAUUACUGCUCAAGUGUUGAUGAGCAUUGGUCUUGUACAUUUUGAUAAAGGCAACGAUGAUACAAGCUUAGAAUAUUUAGAAAGAAGUUUUCGACUUUUGCAACGUAUCUGCCCAUUUGACAACCCUGCAAUCAUGAAUUGUUUGAAUUCUCUUUCAUGUGCUCAUUAUCACAAAGGAGAUUACAACAAAGCGCUUGAUUGUCUGUUGAGAUGCGCAGAAAUUGGAGAGCAACUUCUUCCCAUCGAUCAUCCUAUUAUUUCUUCUAUUGAGAAUAAUAUCGGCAAACAAUUUUAUAAACAAGGCAAAUAUGAUGAAGCACUCCAAAGAUUUCGUCGAGCAGCUGACAUUGAUGAGCGAACAUCGACCAGUAGCAGUGAUGGUCAUAUUGUUGUAUUGAACAACAUAGGUAAGGCACUUUAUCGGCUAAAUAAAUUCGAUGAGGCAAUCAUGCAAUAUGACAAGGCAUUCGAUUUGAUUGAAAAAAUCUUCAGACCACUACUUGAUCAUCCUUAUGUAGCUUAUACUUUGAAGAACAAAGGUGAAGUUUUAUUCGCAUUGAAUGAUUUAUUCGGUGCAUUUGAACUAUUUAAACAAGCUCACGACAUCUACGAACGUCUUUUUGAACCUGACAAUAAUCAUCGAGAUAUAGCCAAAUGCAAAUAUCUUAUUGGAUUGACUCAUCUUGCUCUUGGCAAUGAACAGAAAGCAGCUGAUGCACUCGACAAAGCUUUACGCAUGUGGACAAAUGUACUGCCUAAAAAUCAUCCCGAUCUGGCUCUUUGUCAUCAAUCCAUGGGUGAUCUACAUAUACAAAAGAAGGGAGAAACAGACAAGGCUUUUCUACACUUCCGAACAACAAUCUCAAUCUAUGAAGAGCAUUUACCAGUCGAUCAUCAACGAUUGAGAGAUUUAAAGAGAAAAUUGUCUGAUCUUCACAAUUAG
Messenger RNA from Rotaria sp. Silwood1, 1029 nucleotides. NCBI's taxonomy places the organism in Eukaryota, Metazoa, Rotifera, Eurotatoria, Philodinida, Philodinidae. The record is from the annotation of a GenBank genome assembly.